GGGUCUCCGUAAAAGCACUUCCGGAUGCGCCGGAAGUUGUUGUUGGAGGUCUGCGGGAAGUCCCGGAGGCUGGCUUCCGCUACAGUAGCUGUUUCGAGGCCAUGGACCGGAGGAAAAAGCCUCUGGACGUGACAGCAUCUUCGUUAGUAGAUCUCAAGGCCGAACUCUUCCGAAAGCAAGAGGAAUUCAAGCAAGAAAAGCUUCUAAAAGAUUCUGGGGCUUUUGCAAAACCAAAAGCAACACACAAGAAAUCCAGCAUCUGGAGCAAGCAGAAUGCAGGUGUUUCCAGUCGGGCAGAGAAAGACGCGGAGCAGAAGGCUGAGGAGCAGAAGACUCUAGACAGAGCAAGGGAGAAGUUGGAAGAGAAAGCCCAAUUAUACGAGAAGAUGACUCAGGGAGAUUUUAUAGAUGAAGAAGUGGAAGACCUGUACCUCGUGGACUUCACUCAGAAAGUCAUAGACAGACACAGGGAAGCAGGAGUGCUUGGUGCCGGCAGGGACACCAGCAGAGACGCUGGCAGAGAUGCUAGCAGGGCAGGAGACAGGGCAGACGAAGAGGAAACCCUGUCUGAGAAAGACAUCCCUCCUCCCUUGGACCCCAGUGAAGAAUGGGUGGACUACGUGGACUCCCUGGGGAGAUCCCGGCGCUGCAUGAAGAAGGAUUUGCCACAGCUCCUGGAGAUGGACAAACGUCUGCAGGGCCGACUUUUCAUCAGUCCUGCUAAUGAGAAGACCUUACUGUCCGAAGACAUGAGGAAGGAGCUUCAGCGGCAGCAGUGGGAAGAGGAGGAGAGGGAGGCCCUGCAAAGGCCCGUGGGGCCCGUCCACUAUGAGGACAUCCGUGAAAAUGAGGCCCGGCAGCUCGGGGUUGGAUACUUUGCUUUUGCCCAAGAUACGGAGCUGAGAAGCAAGCAAAUGAAAACUCUCGAGAUGCUGCGUGAGCAGACAACAGAUCAGAGAACAAAGCGAGAAAACAUCAAGGAGAAGCGGAAAGCUGUGUUAGAAGCCAGACUUGCCAAACUCCGGCAGAAAAAGAUGAAACAGGCCAGCGAAGUGGGGGCCGAGGAAGCAAAUACAGCUGGAGACGCCAUUGGGCCUUUGCCACCGGAACCUGAGGCCAAGCCAGCUCCACGCCCCACGCAGAGCAGAGUCGAGGUGCUCGUGCAGGAGAGGAGGGACACCAGGCCCGGGGUGCCACACGUCCGCGAGUGGGACAGAGGGAAGGAAUUUACCUUUGGAUACUGGUCAAAGAGGCAGUCCAGUCUGCGGGCUGAGCGAGACCCUGAGUUUGCCCCACCGUCGGAUUACUAUGUGGGUCAGCAGAGAGCCGGCUCCAGCAGCAGCCAAACGUGGAGCAGACCUGGGCCUGCACAGCUGGGUCCACAGCAGCACCCUGCUCCUGCUCCUGCCCCUGGCCCUGGCUCAGGCCUUACCUCCAGCUGUUCAUACCCAGCAUCCACUGCUGCCCCCAGCACCCCGCCACAAGCCCCCACAGUCACUUUCGAAACUCUGGAUGACAUGAUAUCUUAUUAUAAACAAGUGACGUGAA
Molecule: messenger RNA, 1548 nt
Organism: Erinaceus europaeus (western European hedgehog)
Lineage: Eukaryota; Metazoa; Chordata; Mammalia; Eulipotyphla; Erinaceidae
Gene: CCDC174
Product: coiled-coil domain containing 174
Exons: 11
Coding region: 102-1547 (481 amino acids)
Cellular component (GO): nucleus
Source: RefSeq, a predicted model, not a curated record